Messenger RNA from Gaeumannomyces tritici R3-111a-1, 408 nucleotides. RefSeq lists its product as hypothetical. NCBI's taxonomy places the organism in Eukaryota, Fungi, Ascomycota, Sordariomycetes, Magnaporthales, Magnaporthaceae. The transcript is spliced from 3 exons. The record is from RefSeq and is a predicted model, not a curated record. The coding region runs from base 1 to 408 and encodes 135 amino acids.
AUGUCGUCCAUUAGCCAGCCCCUUGGUCACACGUGGUCUUUGACCGGCACUCUCGUUUGUAUCUACACUAUUAUCCUUCUUUGUGCCGGUAUUCCAGUUCCCGAGUUUAAAGCAGCCGUCAUUUUCCUGCUUUCCACCUUGGUCCUUGCAGUCGUCAGAUGGAACCUGGCGCUCUCCACAGCCGACCAGUGGGCGAUCCCGAACAAUGCAAACCUCUCCGUCAUCCCUGACGGCGUCAACCCGGAGCUUUGGGUGCUGGUUCACGGCACCAGAUAUGGCGUCGUUGUUAUUGUCGGCGCCGCGCUGGUCUUCGUGGUUUCCAUUAUGGUCACGCACAUGGUAAUUAAGGCUAAGGGAGCUAAUCAACGUGACGGUUCGGGCACCAAGGCAGGGAGAUGGGCCAAGUGA